CAAGCUGAAAGAAGGGACUGUUCUGCGCAUCGAGUGCAAAACAAGAAGUAAAGUCAAGUAGACGAGCGUAUUACAAUGAGAGAUUUCGAGCUUCAGGGCUUGAAAUCGCUCAGAUCUGUACCGUUAAUACGUAUAAAAGUCACCUGUACAUCAGGAAAGGACCAAUCCCUCGCUGUCUCCUUGAAAGAUACCGUUUCUCUUGUCAAGGACCGUGUUUUGGGUGGUGAAUUUUGCAAAGAAUCGUCGUUCUACAAAUUGGUUGUUGCUAAAACUCGACGGAAUUUGUCGGAUGAGAAUACACUUGAAAAAGAAGGAAUUAGCGAAGACGAUGAGUUAAUUUUGUUAAAACGACGGCACAGUUCGGCAUGCGAUCACGAGAAAGAGAAGAAAAGAAUUACAUACAAGAUACCAGACAUCUCUACCAUACACAAGCUUACCUCAACUCUACCUGCUGAUGAAGAUACAGAGGUCCCUACUGCUUCUAGUACACAAUUCAAUUUCAAUAGGGAAUUACGGCGGAUCUUAGUAUCCCUCAUAGACUCCUCCAUUUUGCUUCAGUCUUUGGAUGAGGACUCUCAAGAAGCAAGCACAGCUAAACCAGAAGAGCCAUCACUAACUGUUGAUCCUGUGUCCUUGAAGCAAUUGACAGAUAUGGGAUUUGAUACCGCACGAGCCACAAAAUCACUUUUGGCGAAUCGGAUGUCUCCGAUGCUAGCCAUGGAGUGGCUGUUGCAACAUGAGUCAGAUUCGGAUAUCGAUGAACCUUCUACUCCAAGCACAAGUCAGGGCCGCACACAUAGGAAGCGAAGGGAAUUCACACCCAACCCUCAGUCGGUUAGAAAUCUGAAGGAGAUGGGAUUUGAAGAAGAGGAGAUCAUGGUUGCGUUGAAAGUAUCAGGAAACAACCCUGAAGCUGCAUGUGAUUGGCUCCUGGGAGAUAGGAAGGAGGGUGCGAUGAGUUCAGAUGAAGGGCUAGACCCUGAAAGCCCUAUGUACAAAGCCAUCAUGGAAAACCCACUAGUUCAACUCAGCUUGUAUAACCCCAGGGUGCUUGGAGCAUUUGAAGACAUGCUGGAUAGUCCUAACACAAGUAAUGUGUACAUCAACGACCCAGAGACAGGGCCAGUUUUGCUCCAGAUAUCAUGUAUUGUGCAGGGAUUUGCCAGAUAGUGAAUGUUGUGUGCCACCUACCUGGCCAUAGCCUACAAAUAUUUCCUGUAAAUAUUACACAUAGUCCAGUUGCUUAGCCAUGCCUCACAAGGUGCUGGCCGGUACUGCUCCCAAAAUCAAUAUCCCCAGGGAUUUGCCAGUUAGUAAAGGGUACAUGUCACCUUUCCUGGCCAAAGCCUUUGUGUUUGGCAAGUCAAAUGCUGAUUACCCUAGCCAAGAAAACUGAACUCUGUCCUACAUGUUGCUGGCCUAUUGACAGACUGGAUAUGAUGUCCAGGAAUUGGCCAGAUGGAACCUAGCGAAUGUCUUCAAUUUGUUUGCUAGUACUACACAAGGUAUUGUGACCGUCAAGGGUAUUGGUAGAUUAUGAAUGGUCCCCAUCUUUUCUGGCUAUGAAAGCUAAGUGAAUCUCCAAAAUGUGUUGCCUGGCCCUGGGUAAGGGUAUUUCUUUUGCAUGUUCUGGCCACCAUUUUUAUGGAUAUGGUGAACCAUUCAUAUUUGAUUGUUGUCACAAAAUAAUAUUUUUUUCAAAAAGGUUUAGUUAUUUUGUCCAGGGUAUAGCAUGGCACUGACUGGCAAUCGUAAUUUUCCCUGUGCUUAAAGACUUCAACUCUCACUGAAUACUUUUGAUAUUGAAUAUUAUCUAGGGUUUAGUCUAGUAUUAUGGUCUAGUAUUUGAUCAUCACUUUUUCCUGGAAAUGUUUUUUUUAAUUGUUGUCCAUGGCAUAGCCUGGUAUUGACUUGUCUUUGUCACUUUCCUUGUCUUUAAAGAUAUGGCUUGUUACUAAGUGUUUGGUAUAGAUAUUCUAUAUUGUCCAGGGUAUAUCCUGGUAUUGUCGGGACACCAUAUUUCCUGGUCUUGAUUUUGAUCAUUCCAAUUCCCUUCUAAUCAUCUUUUGUUAAUGCACAUAUCAACUUGUCAUGGUUUGACCAACGUCACAAAUAUUGUAAAUAUUGAACAUUGUAACAUCUCUGUAUUAAAGAAUCUUAACCUGA
Nematostella vectensis (starlet sea anemone) is the source of this 2166-nucleotide messenger RNA. Its product is annotated as ubiquitin-associated domain-containing protein 1. Gene Ontology annotation, molecular function: protein binding. The transcript is spliced from 11 exons. Lineage: Eukaryota; Metazoa; Cnidaria; Anthozoa; Actiniaria; Edwardsiidae. The coding region runs from base 76 to 1170 and encodes 364 amino acids. The record is from RefSeq and is a predicted model, not a curated record.